Molecule: messenger RNA, 2044 nt
Organism: Kockovaella imperatae
Lineage: Eukaryota; Fungi; Basidiomycota; Tremellomycetes; Tremellales; Cuniculitremaceae
Product: Phosphoglucose isomerase
Exons: 9
Coding region: 278-1948 (556 amino acids)
Biological process (GO): gluconeogenesis; glucose 6-phosphate metabolic process; glycolytic process
Cellular component (GO): cytosol
Molecular function (GO): glucose-6-phosphate isomerase activity; carbohydrate derivative binding; monosaccharide binding
Source: RefSeq, a predicted model, not a curated record
UAUGUAGGGAUUGUCUAUUGAACUGAUCGCGACUGACAUUUGAGAGAGAUUCUACCGUGGGAAUCUUCCAGAUUACUUACCUAAUCAAUCGGCAUUCCGGAGCGGCUCGCCCGUUUGGAAUUCCCUCUCUCCGAAGCUCGUCAUCUUCAUCAUCGUCGUCGUCGUUCAGUGUACACUUCUCUGACUCGUAUUAAUAGGCAUCCAGAGCGCAAAUCUAUCACCUGAGUCAGGCUCGCAUAGGAAUAACCCUCAUCCCUUCUAUCACACUUUGACGAAAAUGGACGGAAAAUCCGCUUCUCAAUACCAAGCUUGGCAGAAGCUCGAGCAGCUCAAAGAGUCUAAAGAGUCCAAGCUCGUCCUCAAAGAGCUUUUUGCUGCGGACCCCGAGCGAUUCUCAAAACAUUCUUUGAUUUUCAACUCAUCCUCCCCGAACGUGGAGAUCCUACUAGAUUACUCCAAAAACUUGAUCGAUGAUGAGGUCCUGUCUACACUGUUUGCUCUCGCUAGAGAGGCUCAGGUCGAAGAUUUCAGGGAUCAAAUGUUCUCAGGAAAGCACAUCAACACUUCCGAGGAUCGAGCUGUCCUCCAUAUCGCCCUUCGAAAUCCACCAGUCUCAAAGGGAGGAUGGAAGAUCGACGAGCCUGGUGCUGGGGACGAGGUUCACCAAGUGCUCGAACACAUGAAAGAGUUCUCUGAGCAAGUUCGAUCAGGUCAAUGGAAGGGUUACACUGGCAAGUCCAUCGACACAAUCGUAAACAUUGGUAUUGGUGGAUCGGAUCUCGGACCCGUCAUGGUGUGCGAGGCUCUCAAGCACUACUCUAAAAGAGACCUCAAGACUCAUUUUGUUAGUAACAUUGAUGGAACCGACAUGGCCGAGGUCUUGAAGGUCUGCGACAGGGAAACAACCUUGUUUAUCGUUGCAUCCAAGACAUUCACAACUCAGGAGACUAUCACCAACGCAGAGACAGCUAAGGAGUGGUUCCUGGACGCGGCGAAGGACAAAUCUCACAUUGCCAAGCACUUCGUCGCACUAUCUACGAACACCAAGGCCGUCACCGAAUUUGGAAUUGCCGAGUCUAGCAUGUUCCAAUUCUGGGACUGGGUCGGAGGAAGAUACUCCCUCUGGUCAGCUAUUGGCCUGUCCAUCGCCCUCUCUAUUGGUUUCGACAACUUCUCCGAGCUUCUUGCCGGUGCCCACGCUAUGGAUAAGCACUUCAAGGAGACCAAACUGGAGGAAAACUUGCCAGUCGUCCUUGCCCUGAUCGGAAUUUGGUACAACGAUUUCUGGAAUGCCCAAACCCAAGCUUUGCUUCCUUACGACCAAUACAUGAAGCGAUUCGCAGACUACUUCCAACAGGGAGAUAUGGAAUCUGACGGAAAGAGUGUCACCAAGGACGGCACAAGGGUUGACUACCAGACUGGACCCAUUAUCUGGGGACAAAGCGGUACCAACGGGCAACACGCGUUCUACCAGCUUAUCCACCAGGGAACCAAGCUGAUUCCUUGCGACUUCCUUGCUCCCGUAGAGACCCUCAAUCCCAUCUCGGGAGGCAAGCACCACGAGAUUCUUCUUUCCAACUUCUUCGCUCAACCCGAAGCCCUCGCAUUCGGCAAGACAGAGGACGAAGUCCGCAAAGAGCUCGGAACCGCUUCUUCUAACGCCGCAUUGGUGAAAUCCAAGAUCUUUGAAGGCAACAAGCCUACCAACUCGAUUAUGUUCCAAAAGCUUACGCCUGGAACCCUUGGAUCAUUGAUCGCCCUGUAUGAGCACAAAAUCCACGUCCAAGGUGCCAUUUGGGGAAUCAACUCGUAUGACCAGAUGGGAGUUGAACUUGGAAAGGUCCUCGCCAAGGCUAUCCUCAAACAACUCGGAAACGAGAAGGACGUCACCGGACAUGACAGCUCGACUACUGGAUUGAUCCACUACUACCAAAAGAACCGGAAAUAGACGAUAUUCAGGAGGAAACAGAAGGUCUGUCGAUGGCUAUAGAGAAGCUGCCCCUUGUCGUACUUGUGACCCCUGAUGCAAUUGUUCAAUCAAGCG